UGUUUAUCAUCUUGCCCAUUCAUUUCCCCAAUUUGUUUUCAACAGUUAGAUAAUAUGUGAAUUUGAUUAUGGCUUAAUGGGUUUUAUUGAUUCCAUCAGAACACUCUCUCUCUCUCUCUCUCACAGAAGCUCCAUAACACAAACUCCACAGCACCGAAGCUCCACAACAUAAGCUCCACAGCACCCCGAAUUUCGUCUUUAUCAAUCACAGAAGCUUCACCGUCCACCCAUAUAUAUUGUGUUGGGGGAUAUAUAUGCAGAGUUCCUUUUGUUAAUUGCAUUGUCCAUGGCCAAUUCUUUGAGGAAGGUAGUGUCAAGUGUAAUCCUUGACUUGGAUGGUACACUUCUAAACACAGAUGGCAUUGUAAGUGAUGUUUUAAAAGUUUAUUUGGUUAAGUAUGGGAAGCAAUGGGAGGGAAAAACAGCUCAAAGAAUUGUAGGAAAGACACCUUCAGAGGCUGCAGCUGCAAUUGUGGAAGAUUAUGAGCUUCCCAUACCAACGGAUACACUUAUGUCAGAAAUUUAUCCACUGUUCUGUGAUCAAUGGGGCAGUAUCAAAGCCCUUCCCGGUGCCAAUCGGUUAAUCAAACAUUUGAGGGGCCAUGGCGUCAAAAUGGCAUUGGCUUCAAAUUCCCCUAGGGCAAACAUUGAGGACAAGAUAUCUUACCAUCCUGGCUGGAAAGAAUCCUUCUCUGUCAUCAUUGGCGGUGACCAAGUAACUGCAGGAAAGCCAUCUCCUGAAAUAUUCCUUGAAGCAGCUAAAAGGUUGAACAGUGAUCCUUCCAGCUGUCUUGUCAUUGAAGAUUCAAUACCAGGUGUUAUGGCUGGUAAGGCUGCUGGAAUUGAAGUGGUUGCUGUACCAUCUCUUCCAAAACAAUCCCAUCUUUACACUUCGGCGGAUGAGGUGAUCAACUCUCUUCUUGAUUUGCGACCUGAAAAGUGGGGCCUGCCUCCAUUUCAAGAUUGGAUAGAGGGUACUUUACCAAUAGAACCAUGGCAUGUUGGCGGUCCUGUUAUUAAAGGAUUUGGUCGUGGGUCAAAGGUGCUUGGAAUCCCUACAGCUAAUUUGUCCACAGAAGGGUAUUCUACUCUCCUUUCAGAACAUUCCUCGGGGGUCUAUUUUGGUUGGGCUGGAUUAUCAACACGAGGUGUUUACAAGAUGGUCAUGAGUAUUGGCUGGAAUCUAUAUUUUGACAACACUGAGAAGACCAUAGUGAGUACAGUGUGGAUUUUGGUGGUAACCUAAGCAAAUCCUUAUAUUAGUUCCUAAAUCAUGUUUAUAAUUUUAGGAGCCGUGGUUGCUUCAUGACUUUAAUGAGGAUUUCUAUGGAGAAGAAUUACGUCUUGUUAUUGUAGGCUAUAUACGGCCUGAGGUAUCAUAUAAACCUAGGCUGCUACUCCUUUCAGUUGUUUCCAUCCCUCUAAUCCUUGUUUCAAGUUUACUGAUAGCGAGCUUGGAAAAUGACAGGCCAAUUUCCCAUCCCUUGAAAGCCUGAUUGCAAAAAUUCAUGAGGACAGGGAAAUUGCAGAGAGAGCUCUUGAACUUCCUUUAUACUCGAAGUGCAGGGACGACCCGUAUCUGAAAAGUGCUUUGCCUGUGGGUGACAGUCAUUUAUAGCUUUUGAAAUUUGAUUUUUGGAUCCCAUUGCCUGUGGGAUUGCCUAUAAUCUCUCAUUGGAAAGGAAAAGAUUGUGACAAUAAUACUCCACCAGUUAUCAGAUUUUAUGCAAGGCCUACAAUGACAGAUGGGUGUUACGAGAAAUACCGGAAAGGUGGAGGCAAAUUUUUUUUCAAGAAUUGCACAUUUCGAGUUAUAUUCGAGAAAGGAAGAUGGGAAGAAAUUUAGUGACACAAAAUAAUUUAUCGAGUGUGUUUAUGUAACGCAAGGAGUGACAUUUGAUCAUUGCUGAUGAUUUUGGUUAGUCAUGUGUUACACUAUCCUUAUUUAUGCCACUAUCAUAACUAUAAAUUUUUCAUUUUUGACUUCAAUUUAUUGUAUUUUAGCAUUUGCUGGUGCUUCCAUGCGAAUUUAACAUGA
Molecule: messenger RNA, 2038 nt
Organism: Ilex paraguariensis (yerba mate)
Lineage: Eukaryota; Viridiplantae; Streptophyta; Magnoliopsida; Aquifoliales; Aquifoliaceae
Source: the annotation of a GenBank genome assembly